Messenger RNA from Drosophila willistoni, 1039 nucleotides. It is a transcript of the gene spag4, whose product is annotated as SUN domain-containing protein 3. Gene Ontology annotation, cellular component: nuclear envelope; meiotic nuclear membrane microtubule tethering complex. The record is from RefSeq and is a predicted model, not a curated record. The coding region runs from base 62 to 976 and encodes 304 amino acids. Gene Ontology annotation, molecular function: protein-membrane adaptor activity. The transcript has 4 exons. Lineage: Eukaryota; Metazoa; Arthropoda; Insecta; Diptera; Drosophilidae. Gene Ontology annotation, biological process: nuclear envelope organization.
CUACUUAAAAUCAUUCAUUAUCAAUAACUUUAUUUUUAUUUAUUCAAUUUAAUAUAUCGAAAUGGAUUGCAGUCAGCGACCCAGUAUCAGUGUCUGCAUAACUUAUAUACUUACAUUUCUUUUGUUAUUUGGAUUUUUCUACACUAUGAUGACAGAUAAUAAAGCAAAUAAUGUGGGAAUCAAUAGACUUCGCGACGAAUUUGAUGAUAUGUCGGUAACUAAACAUACGUUGCGUAUCCAGAAUAAGGACUCCACAGAGCCAGGAUCAAGCAAAUUUGGCUGCUUAGCUGGGGAAUCUAAGCCAACUUCACAAUGGGAUUCUCGUGAUAUAAAUACAUACGUGGACUCAAUGAUUAGGCGUAAAAUUGGUAACCUUAUGGAUGAUGUGUAUAGUUUGAAAAAGAAAAUAAUAAGCACCGAUUGCAAAUCAAAUUUUAAACAUGCAACUUCGAAAAGUGAUCAAGUUGCGGUGAUCAAAAAUCGCAUUAAUUAUGCGUCAGAGGAUCUGGGAGCUAAAGUAAUAAAUGUUCUGGCUCUCCCUAUACAUGUACAGAAUAUUUGGCAAAUUUUGCUUGGCUUGGACUACAAUUCCAAUCCGCCUGUCAAUAUGCUACGUCCGAGUCUUACAACGGGAGCUUGCUUUUGCUAUAACGGCUGUAAGGCCACGAUUGCAAUGCGUUUGGCUAAAAAAAUUGUGGUGGACACAAUUACCUAUACCCACGUGGCCAAAGAAAUGACACCGAAUAUGUGCGUUAAUAGUGCGCCAAAAAAUUUUGAUGUUUAUGGCGUGCAUCCAGAUACUUCGAAGAGAGAACUUUUGGGACACUGGGUAUAUAAUAAUGUUCCAAAUCGACGUACACAAAGCUAUUCCGUUAAUAGUAAGACUUUCUUUCAAAAAUUAGUUUUUGUGUUCAAUUCAAAUCAUGGGGCCAACUCAACCUGUUUGUACUACAUCGAAGUGUUUGGAAAAAUUUAAUAGAUUAAUUUGAGUUUAAUACGUUGGUUUUGUUAUAUUUACAAUAAAAUUGAUUUAAAUGUU